Molecule: messenger RNA, 962 nt
Organism: Priapulus caudatus
Lineage: Eukaryota; Metazoa; Priapulida; Priapulimorpha; Priapulimorphida; Priapulidae
Exons: 2
Coding region: 149-694 (181 amino acids)
Source: RefSeq, a predicted model, not a curated record
UGCGCAGACGACGUCGAUUUUACGAACUUUCGAAUGUCACGACCUCGCAGCAGUUAGAACGUCGUUAGCUUUAUCUUACACGCGGUGACGAGGACGGUACAGACGGUAUAUAAACAGCGCCAGAAAUGCAGAGAAGACACUCUCACAUAUGCUACCAGUGACCGUUUGCCGUCAAGUCUCGAUAUACAUCACAAUGAAGUUGCUCAUCGUCUUUGCCCUGAUGGGUUACGUCUGCGCUGUGGAUGAAUACACUGCCGCCCCAGAGUUCCACACCACCGUCAUUCAGGGACCACUGGCUGUAGCACGAGUAGCAGGAGAGGGUCAGAGGAGUGCCAGCAGCUCCUACGUCCGUGAGGGAUCCGCCGCCGGUGCCGACUACGCCCGCGAUGAAGCCCAGGCUGCCGAAACCGCCGCCAAGGCCCGAGGAUACCAGUACGCAUACAGGAACGGAUACAGCUGGUACCAGCCGAAGAUCCUGUACGCUUACACCUACGAGCGUCCCAUCAUUGGCUACAGGAGCGAGGAUAUUGCUCUGCCUGCCAUCAAUACCAACAUACCGCAAGCUAACAUUGCUGUAGCGCCUGUUGUCUACCCCAGAAUCAAUGUAGCGACCCCCGUAGUACCAGCAUGCAGUGGUUACGGGUGCCGCCGUAAUGCUGGAUACGGACAAGCAAACUACGGAUAUUAUGCUUAAAACGCACAUCGAGUCUAACGACGGUAUAAUCAACUGAAUGUGAAACAAUUAUCUGUAGACAGAGGUAACAAUGUAAUAAUUGAAGACAAUUAUAUAAAUAAUUUGCUAAAUAAUAUAUAUUGAUAUAAAUGAAAGCAUGUGAAUAUCGCGCUUGCAUUAGAGCAAUGUACGUUCAACUGUAUUUAUUCAAUGGCUCAAAGCCACAAUCCUGUGUUACAUGUAUAAUGUUACGACUGUAAGUUGUAAAUUUUGUACAUAAUAAAAACGA